ACGACCGAAAACAGGGAGCCAGCCGGAGCCAUGGGUGCCCGUGGAGAAAAACUUUUCCCGGCUCCGUUGCGGUGGCCACUGCUGGUGCUGGCGCUAGCGCUGAUCGCGGCCCAACAUCGCGUAAACGGCGACGAACCGAGGCGAGAUGCCGAUUAUCCGCCCCCGGAGCUGCUGGAGCAGAUGAGGCCGAUGCACGAGGCCUGCGUUGCGGAGACGGGCGCCUCGGAAGACGCCAUCAAGCGCUUCAGCGACCAGGACAUCCACGAGGACGACCGGCUGAAGUGCUACAUGGACUGUCUGUUCCGGCAGGCCGGCGUCGUCAACGAUAAGGGCGAGUUUCACUACGUGAAGCUCCAGGACUUUUUGCCCGAGUCGAUACAUCUCAUCACCCUGAACUGGUUCAAGCGCUGCCUCUACCCGGAAGGGGACACUCCGUGCGAGAAAGCGUUCUGGCUCAAUAAGUGCUGGAAAACCAAGGACCCGGUCCACUACUUCCUGCCGUAGUGCGAUGUCCGCCGACCGGGGGCAGCUUGUUAACGAAGACACUCGAUUAUCCGAUGGCGUUUCAGUCUAAUGGGUCAGUAAGUCCAACGAAUGUUGCAGAAAAAAUGCUCUUGUGUUCAUUCAUUUCGACCUUAUUCGCCAAUCUCAUUCAAUCACUUCUUUAACGCCCAGACCAAAUCUUUUACCCAGGAGCAUCAUACCUUUCAAGGAACACUAUAUAAGUUCCAAGGCAAUGCGAUGGACUCGUGCACCUUUGGAUUUGGAUAUGGAUGUUGCAAAUAGUUACGUGCGCUGUGCAUCAUCUUGUGGACUUUUAGAGCCAUUUGUUUGCUCAUUGAAGUGUGACGUAAUUAAGGGCACCCUAAGAGUGCAUGCUGCACUCGUAAUAGAUUUUGAUCGGCGAACAUUAGUGCACCACCAAUAAAUAAAUGCCCCAGCGAAGUACAUUGUAAAACAUUAAGCCCAACAAUCGUUAACUCCACC
Molecule: messenger RNA, 987 nt
Organism: Anopheles cruzii
Lineage: Eukaryota; Metazoa; Arthropoda; Insecta; Diptera; Culicidae
Product: pheromone-binding protein-related protein 6-like
Exons: 3
Coding region: 31-504 (157 amino acids)
Biological process (GO): sensory perception of smell
Molecular function (GO): odorant binding
Source: RefSeq, a predicted model, not a curated record